AUGACCGAACGAAUUGGCCACCACCCAACCAACUUCUGGGCAUACGAUGCCGAGACAGGGCUUGUUGAUUUGUCGCGGGGGGCGCAGGGCACUCAGCUCAGCAUCCAAACAACAACGAAUCCGAUCCGACUCAACCCAGACACGAGUGUGAUGGUCAUUGUCGACAUGCAGAAUUUCUUCUUGUCGCCUGCUGUUCGGCCCAGGGCUUCAGAACAAAACCCGACACCUGCAGAGUCAGCUGCGCAAGCACUGCUUGGCGGUGGAAUCCAAGCCGCGCGCAGGCAUGGCAUUCGUAUUGUCUGGCUGAAUUGGGGGCUAACGGAGGAGGACCUGAGGAAUGCGCCGCCGGGAAUGAUGCGCACCUUUGGACCGUAUGAUUCGUCUCGGCAUGAUAUGAGCCACGCAGUGCCUUCGCAGGAUGGCAUGAUUCGUGUCAAGAAUCGGGAGUUGUACAAAGGUCUCGGUGUGGAAAUUGGGUCCGUGGAUCUCGGAGGUGGUCAGAAAGUAGAAGGUGGCAGAGUGCUGAUGCGAUACUCGUGGAAUACGGCGUUGUAUGGGCCCCUGGAACAAGAAUUUCGCGCGAAUAACCCCGAUCAUUCGUCUUCAGCCUCCUCGAAGCCCGAUAUUCUCAUCCACAAGAAUCGCACGUCGGGCCUCUGUCUCCCAAAUUCAGAUUUGGAAAAUUUUCUGAAGGGAAAUGGAAUCACAACUUUGCUCUUUGCGGGCGUGAAUACUGACCAAUGUGUGGGUAGUACUCUGAUGGACGCUGCCAGCAAGGGAUAUGAUUGCAUCCUGCUUCGCGAUGCAUCUGCGACGACGACACCCUUCAGCGCAAGCGAGACUUGGGAAUGGAAUGUCGCGAAUUGCUGGGGGUGGGUAACAACAUGCGAUGCUCUCAAGGAUGGUAAAUUCAACUAA
Messenger RNA from Penicillium argentinense, 918 nucleotides. Its product is annotated as cysteine hydrolase family protein. The transcript has a single exon. The record is from RefSeq and is a predicted model, not a curated record. The coding region runs from base 1 to 918 and encodes 305 amino acids. Lineage: Eukaryota; Fungi; Ascomycota; Eurotiomycetes; Eurotiales; Aspergillaceae.